GCGCCGGCCGACUGGGCGUCACAAUGCAAGUGUCCAAGAUCAAGUUCAACGAUCCGACUGCUGUCAGCUUGUCACCCCUCAUGAUCUGUUGGCUGUUCUCGUUCGCCCGAUCGGAGGGUCAACCGCCGGUCGGCACCCCCAGGCCGCCGCCAUGUAACGCUGGCUGCAAUGCACGGCACCAACCAACGUCGAAGACGCACGAAAUGCUUUUAGCCAGAGUUUCAGAAUGUUCGACCUCGGUAGCCCGCUCAACCACUCGCUCACUCUGUACGGCCUAGUAGGACAGGCUGCUUUGGCGUUACAGUGGUACACUAAGAAAAACAAAGUUUUGGUCCAGAGGAACUGCUGUCCGCCAAGGUGGAAACGAAACCAUGGGGGAAGAGUCGGAGAAGGACUCUGGAGGGUGGGUG
Colletotrichum acutatum is the source of this 410-nucleotide messenger RNA. RefSeq lists its product as uncharacterized. The record is from RefSeq and is a predicted model, not a curated record. NCBI's taxonomy places the organism in Eukaryota, Fungi, Ascomycota, Sordariomycetes, Glomerellales, Glomerellaceae. The transcript has 2 exons. Bases 24 to 278 code for a protein of 84 amino acids.